CCGUGCGCCGUUCUCUCUUCCAGCUGGAGGCAGAAGCUGUCUUCAGGGCCAUCACUAUUGCCAGCCAGACCAACUGUCCUCUCUAUGUGACUAAAGUGAUGAGCAAAAGCGCUGCUGACCUCAUCUCACAAGCCAGGAAGAAAGGCAACGUGGUGUUUGGUGAGCCCACCACAGCCAGCCUGGGGACCGACGGGACACACUACUGGAGCAAGAACUGGGCGAAGGCUGCAGCGUUUGUGGUCUCUCCUCCUCUGAGCCCAGACCCCACAACUCCUGACUACAUCAACUCCCUCCUGGCCAGUGGUGACCUGCAGGUUUCAGGAAGUGCCCACUGUACGUUCAGCACCGCACAGAAAGCAAUUGGAAAAGACAACUUCACAGCAAUCCCAGAGGGGACCAAUGGCAUAGAGGAACGAAUGUCUGUCAUCUGGGACAAGGCAGUGGCCACAGGGAAGAUGGAUGAAAAUCAGUUUGUGGCUGUGACCAGCACUAAUGCUGCAAAAAUCUUCAACCUGUACCCACGGAAAGGAAGAAUAGCAGUGGGCUCCGACAGCGACCUGGUUAUAUGGGAUCCUGAUGCAGUGAAGAUCGUCACGGCAAAAACCCAUCAGUCUGCAGCUGAAUACAACAUCUUCGAAGGGAUGGAGCUGCGUGGGGCCCCGCUGGUUGUCAUAUGCCAGGGGAAGAUCAUGCUGGAGGAUGGCAACCUGCACGUGACCCAAGGGACUGGACGGUUCCUGCCCAGCAGCCCGUUCCCUGACUAUGUCUACAAGCGGAUCAAAGCCAGGAGGAAGGUGGCGGAGAUGCAUGCUGUGCCUCGGGGCAUGUAUGAUGGACCCGUGUUUGACCUGACCACCACCCCCAAGGGGGGCACACCUGCGGGGUCAACCAGGGGGUCCCCCACACGACAAACACCCCCCGUCAGGAACCUCCAUCAGUCUGGAUUCAGCCUGUCAGGUACCCAGGUCGAUGAAGGGGUUCGCUCUGCGAGCAAGCGCAUCGUCGCGCCCCCGGGAGGCCGCUCCAACAUCACCUCCCUGAGCUAAACCCCCUGCCGAGGAGACGAAAUCCCUGCUCAAGCGAAGGAAGAAAAAUGGUACAUUGGUGUUUAAGAAGGAAAAGCAAAUAAACCUGUUCUGAAGAAUCAAAAAGCCUCAAGCCUUAUGUUUCACAAAUGCUACUUGCUACCUAGCUUUAAAGAUACUGCUUCGUUUUGUUUUAUGCGUAGCCUUAAAAUUCUGUUGUUGUUGUUGUGGGUUUGGUCGGGUCGUGUUUCACUCCUCCUUUCUGUAUGCAUGCCGCUCAGACAGGUCGCUCGGUUCGGUGUGGUGUUGGUGUGAAGCGGGCAGGGUGCCCGGGGGCAGUGGGAAGGACCCGCACGGGGGGCAGGC
Merops nubicus (carmine bee-eater) is the source of this 1391-nucleotide messenger RNA. RefSeq names its product dihydropyrimidinase-related protein 3. Gene Ontology annotation, biological process: actin crosslink formation. The transcript is spliced from 7 exons. Gene Ontology annotation, molecular function: hydrolase activity, acting on carbon-nitrogen (but not peptide) bonds, in cyclic amides. The record is from RefSeq and is a predicted model, not a curated record. Gene Ontology annotation, cellular component: cytosol. NCBI's taxonomy places the organism in Eukaryota, Metazoa, Chordata, Aves, Coraciiformes, Meropidae. The annotation marks the transcript as partial.